Molecule: messenger RNA, 1230 nt
Organism: Helobdella robusta
Lineage: Eukaryota; Metazoa; Annelida; Clitellata; Rhynchobdellida; Glossiphoniidae
Exons: 7
Coding region: 1-1230 (409 amino acids)
Source: RefSeq, a predicted model, not a curated record
AUGGGCAGCACUCCAUCAAAUAUCAAAAAAGGAAACCCAGCAAGCUGUCGUGUCAUAAUGGUAGAGCCCCAAAAAAAUGAGAAAGAUGGCGAUGAUAAGAAAUCUUCUCGCUGGAAUGUUAAACAACAGGCUCCCAGACAAAUUAAUGACGAAAAAAAACUAGCUAAGAAAUCUCAAAGCAAUCUAAUGUUUGAAAUUGACGAUGAAACUUACUGUUUGGUAUUAGCCGCAGAGGAGUUUCACGAGCAAAUAAUGGAGCAUGACGAUACGAUACGAGCCAUGUCGGAAGUCGAUACGAUACACGAUAACACGGAUUUCGUAUGCGAACUCCUUGAUCUCAGAAGUCAUCUGCAUGGGGAGUUGAUCCGCAUUGAAGAGUUACUUGCUCAAGAUGAUUCCACCUUGCAGGCACACCUGAACCAGUACGAAGUUUCCAACAUGGACGUCAUCGAUAAAUUGAAAGAAAUUCGAGAUCAGACGAAAUUCGUGAAAGAAUCGCUGAAUAGAAAUAACUGGAAACAUAACAACGGUAAAGCUGGCGGUCACUUUGUGCCCUUCAAUGGAGACCUUGCGCAAGAUUUUAGUAGCUACGAACUGCCCAGCCACAUAUAUACCAUGAACGAACUCAAAGAACUUCAUAAAAAAGAAGAGGAAUUAUUGUGCGAGAGGUUUGCCCUGCUGAUCGCCGACAACCAGGACACUGAUGAGGACGUAACUAAAAUCCUGGCCGAACACACCUACCACGUCCAGGCGAUGAAAAUCAAGCAAGACAUUCAGAAAAAUAAGCUAGAUCUCAUUCUAUACGAGCAGGAUUCCACGCCGAGGGCCCGCGAGAGACACGUCCAAUCGAAGCAGAAAUACAUCGGCGGCUUGAGCGAGGCGAAGAAAAAUAGAAAUCUCGUCGUUAAGCAUGAAUAUCGGCGUUUCUCGAUAUUUAGAAGAGAUGAAUCGAGCGAAGAUAAACUGAAGAGUAUAAUAAAAUCCUUGGAGGAGAUGAGGGAUAGAAACGAACUGACCCAAGAAUCACUACUCAACAUAUUAACCAGGUACAACUUGGUACCUACCAACGGAUCAAAUGCUAAGGUUCCACAAGAAGGCACCUCCAGAACGAGGGCCAGCAUCAUCAUUCACGACAGCAUGGAGAUCAAAAGACAACUGCAACUAAGGAGGAAGGAGAUGAAGAAUAUGAUGGAGGCGAAACUUAAGCAACAACUAGCCACUAAACGUUGA